Molecule: messenger RNA, 3993 nt
Organism: Effrenium voratum
Lineage: Eukaryota; Dinophyceae; Suessiales; Symbiodiniaceae
Source: the annotation of a GenBank genome assembly
GUCGAACCCAGUGAUAGGGUCGGAUUUGGGGGGCCGUUUUGUUCAUGCGGCUCCAUGGCACGCCUUGGCAGCAAGCAAGUUGCCAUCGUUGAGGAGCCUGGCCGCAACGCCGAGAGCAUCGAUGGCCGCUCCGAAGCAGGGCGGACGACAGAACAGGACUUGGAGUCCUUGAAGAGCUGGCAAGGCGAAGAGGCGACUUCUUACGACUUGGUGGAUCUGAGCUGUGGCACCACCCACAGCUUCGCCCGCACCUUGGGGGGCCACAUCUACGGUUGGGGCGCCAACUCCUCCGGCGAGCUGGGCUUCGCAGGCGACGACGCGCAGAGCUACUUCUGGGUGCCCAAGGAGCUGAUGAUCCCUGGCCGCUCGGUGAAGCAGAUUUGCUGCGGACACGAGUUCACGCUGGCCGUCACCAACCAACAGGAGAUCUUUGCCUGGGGCAAGGGCUCCGAGGGUCAGCUGGGCCUGGGGCAUUGUAGAGAUGAGAGGGAACCGACACGCAUUGGCCUGGAGAAGGUGCUCUCGUGCGCAGCCGGCGAGCAACACAGCGCGGCCAUUGUGGAGGACACGGAUGGCACACGUUUGCUGUACACCUGGGGCAUGGCCGACAGCGGGGUGCUGGGCUUGGGGAACUUCAUCACCUGCGGGCCCUGCAACCAGCCCAACCAGGUCGAAUUCGAGUUGAGCGACAAGGAUGCGCGGGCUGCGAAGAACCCGCUGCUGGUGCGCUGCGGCGCCAACCACACCGCGGUGCUGUGCGGCAACUUGAAGCCCUCCAUGCGGCUCAAUGCUGAGUUGUCGGCAGAAGAGAAUUUCCUUUGGACCUUCGGGAAUGGCUGGCACGGGAGGCUGGGCCUGGGGGACACCAAAAGUCAGUUCCUCCCGAAGCGCGUGAAGAUGCGCCCGGUGCGGGACAUCUCGCUGGGCUUCGACCACACCGCGGCGAUCACCGCCCGCGACGAGCUCUACGUCUGGGGCAAAGGCACGCUGCUGGGGGAGGUGGUCAAUGUGCUGACGCCGAAGCGGUUCACCUCGGUGGAGGGCACCUCGCAGUUCAAGUCGGUCCUCUGCGGCGAGAACGAGACCUUCGUCAUCGACUCCAUGGGCCGCCUCCACUCCUGGGGCUCCAACAACUGCGGCCAGCUGGGCCUAGGCCAGCUUCAUGGCCAGUUCGUGACGACCCCAACCCUUGUGAAGGCCAUCCACGAGCCGGUGUCUUCCAUAAUCUCCGGCGGCUCCUUCACUAUCGCACAUCUCGAGAACGGGGACUUGUUGGCCUGGGGCAGCCAGAGCUGCGGGCGCCUGGGGCUGGUAGAGCCCAAGGACGAGCGGAUCUGCUGGGACCCCUCGCUGGUGGUGGCCACCUGGUCCACUGCGGCGGCGGUGUGCGCCAAGAAGCCGACGCGCGGCAAGAAGCGUCCCAGUCAGAGCGAGGGCGGCGGCGACACCCGGAGCGUGGUUACAGAGGAUGCGCCGAAGACCUCCUCCAACAAGGACAAGACGGCGAAUGUGGUGAGCUUCGUGAUGCUGCAGACCCUGCUGAAGCAGGAGUCCGAGCAGCUCCGCAGCGACGCCCUGAAGCGCUACGCCGACAAGCUGCAGCACACCGCGAAGACGAUCCUCCAGGAGAUCCGCGAACUCAGGGCCGAGGAGGAGCCGCUGGCAACGCUCCAGGGCCAGUUUAACGACGCCUUGAAGCUGAGCCUCCGUUGGUUCCCGGGGCCGCUGGGGGUGCCUGACGCCUCCAACUCUUUGGUGGACCCCCGGAUCCCCGAGUACCUCGCGACCUACUCGCGGAUGUGCUGGAUCCUCCAGCAGCAGACCACCUACCUGUCGCAGCUGGCGAUGCACAUCUCCGGGGACGAGGCGGAUGUUUUCCUGGAGACCGUGGACUGCCUCUUCGGGGAUGUGCAGAGCACUCGUCAGGUGUCGCUCUUCAACUCCUUGCUGACCAGCAUGAUCGCCAAGGAGGCAGAGAACGCAGGGGGCUACCCGGCGAAGUUCCUGACCAUGGACUCGGUGAGCUUCUUGGCCUUCCGCCGCCGGGCGCUGGGCCAGGCCUUUGCGCGGGAGGUGCUCUUCCCACUGCUCAGCUCCAAGGACUCCAUCCUGGAGUUGGUGGGCUCCAUCUCCAGCUCCGGCACCAACAAUGGCUUCUGCCUGAGCUACACGGACUUCAAGGAGAGACUGGGAUCUGAUGGCAGGGGCAAAGAUGAAGCGGAGCUCAAGAACAUGUAUUCCUUAAGCCUGAAUGCAUUCCGAGAGUUCCUCACCGGAGGCUUUCUGAAGAUCAUCCGCAAGAUGCGGCUCCCCAACUUCGUGCGGCUGGUGCUGCAUCACGUGGCACUGGCAUCCCAGCGCUGGAAGGAGGCGGAAGGCUUUGUGGACAUCGACAAGGAUCUCCGACCCUACCAGCCGGUGCUGCGUCUCUUUUGCCACGGCAUCCUCGGGCCGGUGAUGCGCGAUGCCUCGCGCUAUGCUGUGCCGCAUUACUUUCUCAAGAAGACGUCGGCGGACUACAAGCCGGACGAUCCCCAAAUCGCGGCAAACCUGGAGUGCGUCGCCGACUUCCUGGAUCAGAUGCUCAACAACUCCAUUGAUCCCAAGGAGAAAGCGUUGAUCUCUGCCGCACGGUACGUGAAGGAGGAGCUGCUGACCUACAUGCGGGACGUGAGCACCAUCGAGGACACCUUGGGCCCUGACAUCUUGGGGGCCAUGCUUUGCCGACACUUCUGUCGCAAUCAGAGCUUCGUGAGCAUGUCUCAGGCUCACCUGAUGAAGCUCUCCAACCUGCUGCACGCCUGGAGCAACAAGCUGCGUAUCCGCGAGCGGGAUGAGCUGGACAUGUGUGUGAAGAGCGUUCCAGAGUGGGAGAAGGAGGCCGUAGCGAUAGCCGAGCGCUACGAGGUGACUUUGAACUUUACCCUUGACACACGUUACAUGAUCGACAACCAGGACAUCCUCUUGUGCCUGCAAUCCUCCUGCCCUUUGCCAAGCUGGGCCUGCAGUGCCAAAGCCUCUCAGCGCUUGGUUUUUAUCGAGGACGAAGCGGCUGGCAACGCCCAAGGCGCCUUCUUCGAGUCGCUCUUCCGACGCUGCCAGCCCAUCGAAAGCAAAGACUUUGCGCGGCUGCGGAACGAGUUCAAGACGCGGCGCCAGCAGCUGGCCGCGGGGGGGCACGAGGAAGGGGACCUCCAGAUGAUCAACGACCUGGACACCGCGGUUCAGCAGAUCAACGAGCUGAUUGAUGUCGGGGCAGAGCCCAAGCAACUUCUGGACCUCAUGGUUGAUCGAGUUCAGGGCCGGCAGCGCCAGUUCAGGUACCUGGAGGUCACGGACAGGCACCUGAAGGCGGUCUUGGCGCGCCAGCAGGAGUACAUGAAGGACCUAAGGCAACAGAAGGCGGAGCUGAAAGGUGCCGUAGAAUUUUCCCUCGCCUUGAAGCUGCCGAACACACUCUCCAAAGCCUGCAGCGUGUACGGGACGACGCCCUCCUUCACAAACAUCCAAAAGAAGGUGGAGUCGGUGCCGAGUCUCAUCCCAGCCAAGGAUAUUGCGGACAUCGGGUGUUCCUACAUCCCCAUGGCCACCUUCUCCAUCGCCCAGCUCAAGAAGCAGAAGGUCUUGGUGGAGGUGUGCCCUCCAUUCUCUGCAAUGCAGAAGAUGAUGGAGAUCACCUUCAAGAAGCAGGACGAGCAGGCGGUGGAGAUCACCGCCUCCGUGGCGCAAGGCGGCAACAAGAACAUUGUUAAGAAGAUCCUUCUGGAGCCUUCCAAGCUGAAUGAACUCCGGGCGGCCAAAAGCGACGCCACUGCGGACUUUGGAGAGCCGGCCUUUAUGGUCUGCAACUCCGUGAACUUAAUUGGUUUGUUGACAAAGAUCGAGAAGGGCACGCGCUGAGUUCGCAUGUACAAAGUUGAUAGCUCGUUUCACGAAAUCUCCAGCGCCCCUCUUCAAAAGGAAGAGGGUGAUUCGGAUUAAUAGAUGACAUUC